Molecule: messenger RNA, 1236 nt
Organism: Pseudo-nitzschia multistriata
Lineage: Eukaryota; Bacillariophyta; Bacillariophyceae; Bacillariales; Bacillariaceae
Source: the annotation of a GenBank genome assembly
CGAUUCCUACCAAAAGUGCAACGAGUAUCGUUUGGAACGGAUGUAUCGAAUCAGCAGCGCCGAUUGUCAGGUGAGAUGUGGUUCGUACGCCACGGCGGCUGCAGAAUACACACGCGCCGCUGAGUUGUUUGAAGUUGCCGAGGAUGAAACCACGGAAAUGAAGCGCGAGGUCGGACGAAAGUGCUUGUUGAACGCUGCCGAUGCCUGGCUCAACAUGGGCGAACCCGGGAAAGCUGCAAGUUCCAAGGUUGAUGCUGCACUGGCCUUGACAUGGGGUGACGAUUCGCAAGUGCUGCCUAAAAUGRCCUUGGCAGCCCUCGAAGAAUCCGUAGAAGCCCACGUCCCGGAUCCGUUGAAUCCGUACGCACGCUACCGUCAAACCGGAAUCUCCGCCUACAUCAACCCGGAUUCCGACGAGACUGUCGAGAAUCCAUCCGCACGAACAUUGGAAUUUGCAGAACAACACAUCGUUUCCAGACCGUACGCACACGAAUCUGUUCAGGAGGUGGUUUAUAUUCUUGUUUCAUUCGGUGAAUAUCCGUCAGCACUGUAUGCACAGGGGGCUGUAUCCACUAUUCUGGGUCGAGAUGGAAUCUCCUCGCUGACCUUGUCGAGAUCAUUUGUCGCAGAGACAAUUCUAACGCUGGCGAUGGGGGAUCCAAUCGCUGCCGAGCAAGAAUUUUUGAACCGUCACGUACAAAAAACAGCAUACUURUCCUCGAGAGAAUGCAAACUUGGGGAGGAACUCUUUCGAGCUGUGAAGAUGCGAGACGAGGAGGCCCUUGAGGAGACGAGAUCGACAGCGAUGAGUAACCGAGCCGCAAUCGGAAAUCUGCACGAAAGCUUGCGCGAUGUCUUGACAAUGAUCCGUAUCAGCGGAGUGGCGCGUAGGAAUGUAGAAUCUUCGUCGAAAAAGGAAUCCUCGUCGAAGCAUUCGAAGAAGAAGAGUACUUCAUCAAAAUCAUCGUCCUCUGGAUCGAAAAAGACAACGCCCUCGUUGGCAGAACUAUCAAACAUGAAAACUGGGUACGAGAAAGAUGUCGCUGCAGCCAAUGCUGUCGACUCGAAAGCUCUGCAAGACGAAAUGGACGCUCUCGAUUUUGGAGAUGACAGCGAAUCGGAUUUGGACGACGACGAGCUCGAUCUUCGCUAGACGCAUCAACUCUACGGUCGUGAAACUAGAUCGCGUUGUAGGUCGCUGUAUAAUAUUAUUACCAAUAAGAAGUAUCGGAUCGA